Molecule: messenger RNA, 2808 nt
Organism: Eucalyptus grandis
Lineage: Eukaryota; Viridiplantae; Streptophyta; Magnoliopsida; Myrtales; Myrtaceae
Exons: 16
Coding region: 91-2424 (777 amino acids)
Source: RefSeq, a predicted model, not a curated record
UACUUUCUCUCUCAUCUCCAUUCAAAGUCACUCAAUCUCUCUCUCUCUCUCCCAAGCUCGAGCUCGCUCCCUGUCGCGAUCGCAAGGAAGAUGGCAGAAUCACCUAAGGACACGGCAGUGGUGAAUCAGAAAGAGGAUAAAUCAUUACUAGAUGCUGAAUUUGGAAAGGAGUUCCUGACCUCCUGGAAGUCGUUGUCUGUGGCAGAAGAUGAUGCAGUGGAUUUUAGCUUUGAUACAGUUGGCAAAGGCAAAACAAAGAAAUUCAACUUUGAUAAACUGGAUGUCGAUUUUAACCUUGAUGGCGACUUUGACAAGUUUUCAUCAUUCAAAGUGGAUAUGCCAGAUCUUGAUUUCUCUCAUCCAUCUAAGAAAUCUCCAAACAAGGACAGAAAUGAAGCAGAAUCACCUGAUGAAGGAAAUUCCAAGAAAAGAUUUUCUUUCUCCUUUGAUUUUAAUGAGUUGGAUGGCUUUAAUCUUGAUUCACCCAUGACUGAGGGAGAACAAGGUGGGAAGAAGGUUAUAGGAAGCAAAGGGAGAUCAUCAGAGAUGAAUGAGCACCAGGGCUCGAAAACUCGCCUUCCUGAGGCAAUUCCUGACUCUGAGGAUAAUGCUAUGAUUGAUAAUGUUCAAUCAUCAUGCUGUGUGGGUACACCAGAGAUUCAAGUAGGAACUUCUGUAAUGUCAACUUCUAUGCCUAACCCAAGUCUGGAUUGGGUGCCAAAGCCCACAGCCUGUAGAAAUUCAAUUACAGAACAAUCUUCUUUCCAAAGGACAAACAGUGCGUGUUCUUAUGAAUCUGAUCAACAAGAUCAUUCAUCAGACAAAACAGCGUCAAGAGAAGUACAUAUUCAGCCUGGGGUUGAUGCAAAUUUAAGUACCAUCCCAGAGCUUCCAAGAAAAGAUCUGCCUAUUUUCAACAGUUUAAAUUGCACUUUGGGUGAAGAGCAGAGUUACAGGGAAGAAUCAGUAGGGGAAGCCACAUAUUCUCAUGGCAACAUGCAGUCAGAAGGUUCAAGUGUGCCACAUGUUCCAGGAACACCAGGGGAGGCAAAUGGAAGCAAUAAACCUUUUCUUGAUACAUUGAAUGCUACUAAGGCUGACAACAAAGACGCCAAGCCUGUGACAAGUCUUAAUGAUACAGCCUGUAUUAUCCCAAGUAAAGUACUGCAUGAUAGUGAAAUGGCUGUUUUCAGUAGAGAGCCUGGACAAGCCCACUCGAAUCGUUUCAAGAGAUCAGAGGAAACUACGAGUCAGUCUUCUCGAGAACCAUCAACUGGGAGAAAGCUUACUCAAUUUAGCAGCAAAGGACUUGCUUCUUUACAUCUAAAUGAAACUAGGUUGGGAGAUAAUGCCAAGGAUUCUCAAGUUGGGGGAAAGUCGCUCGUUGGUCUAAAUUCACAGGCAAGGGAGCAAACAAAAAGGCAACCUCCUCUGGCUGGAUGCCAUAUCAGUGUGAGACCCACUUCUCAACUGGGUUCUCUAUGCAAGACGAGCAGUUUAAAUGAGUUGUCAAAACCAACUGAUAAGAGAUGCGUGAAUCCUGAAGUCACGAAUUCCAGCAAGGAGUCUUUUAAGGAUUCAAGGGUCAGAAAUGUUGAUGUGAAGAACAGUAACUCUCUUAAUUCUGCCAAGAGGGCUUUUCAUCUUUCUAGCUUGAGAAUGAUGAGGGCCAUAAGAACCAAAGAAGGCCAACUUGGUUCUAAUCCUACAGAGGAAAUCAGUUCCAUGAGGGACUCUGAGCAAAUUAUGGCUAUGCGAGCAUUACCUCAUUGUAGCAAAAGCACCGAAAACGGAUCACUUCUCAAGUCAUCCUUAAAGCGGAAAUCAUAUGAGGGAUCAGAUGACAAUUUAAUGCCAUUUAGUCCAUUAAAACAGCUCUCUCAGUCUCCAAGUGAGAAAAGAAGUUUCAGAGAUUCCUCCAAAACUGUUGUCACAGAACAGGGGUCAGUUGCCAAUUUGAUGUCAUUUAGUCCACCGGAAUGGCCCUCUGAAUCUCCUAGUGAAAAAAGAAGUUUCAGAGAAUCCUCCAAAGCUGUUGUCACAGAACAGGUUUGCAAUCAUGAGAACACCGAUCAAAGCAAAACGGACAGUCUGUCUGGUGACCAUCCUAAAUUUCAGCUUAAGAUCUCUCCUAAGGCAAGGUCCACCGAAAUUGGAAGUCCAUCGGUCAUGGAAUCUGAUGAAAAUGUUGAAAAGGCUGAAGCUUAUACCAAGGAACUUGAAGAUAUCUGCAACAUGCUAAAGAAGAAGCAGGAAGAAGCUAAAGAAUUGCUUGUUCGAUCACUUGUGACCAACAACUAUCUACUAAUGCUUAAUCAUCCCAUCUACGAAGAACAGAUAUCCUUCUGGUUAUCAAUAAUUUCACAGGAUGUUCUUUGGGCUGUUCAUGAUAUGUUUCUUUUCCCCUUUGGCAUAUCUUUGUAAUUCCUUGAUCAGAUAAAACAUCCAUAGGGUGCAAAAGUAUGCAUCAGGGCUCAUGUCCAAGGAGAUUCACACUUGAAGUUGCAUCAGACGAGACACUCAUCUGAACAUGGGAGCAAUGAUGAAUCAGGAAAGUAUAUGCAGACUUGUUUCUCGGACUUUUGGAUUGUGGAAGCAUACUGGCUUCCUGCAUGUAUUUGAAGGUCUCUUUUUUGGCACCCUGUCGGUUUGGGAUGAAAUUCCAAGGACAUUUCCGGGUGCCUUGCUGAAUCAAGCCUAUAUUUUUCUUCUCCUUGUUUUCAUGGGAUGCCGUCAAUGUUUCAAAUACGGACCAGACUUCUAAACUUAGCAUUCGUAAUUGUCCAAUCUCGGCUUGUUAUUUCCUUU